Messenger RNA from Adelges cooleyi (spruce gall adelgid), 879 nucleotides. Its product is annotated as GS homeobox 2-like. The transcript is spliced from 2 exons. The record is from RefSeq and is a predicted model, not a curated record. Gene Ontology annotation, cellular component: nucleus. Gene Ontology annotation, biological process: regulation of transcription by RNA polymerase II. Gene Ontology annotation, molecular function: DNA-binding transcription factor activity, RNA polymerase II-specific; RNA polymerase II cis-regulatory region sequence-specific DNA binding. NCBI's taxonomy places the organism in Eukaryota, Metazoa, Arthropoda, Insecta, Hemiptera, Adelgidae. Bases 1 to 879 code for a protein of 292 amino acids.
AUGACCACAUCCGCCGGUGCGGGAAGCAACAAGAAAGUCAUGUCCCGGUCGUUUUUGAUCGACUCGUUAAUUGGCGGAGGAGCCGGUGGUGUCGGAAUCAAGCAGCAGCCCGUAGCUUCUAUCGGUCACGGGGUCGCCACGUCAGCCGUGCCUUAUCACCCUCAGUUAAACGAGUACUUGCAGUUUCUUAAUAGGACUGCGGCAGCCGUAUACCGGUAUCAGCAUCAGCAACAACCUAGCUUGUUCGCGCCAAGAUCCAUGUCGCCGCUUUACGGUGGAUUCCCGGCCACCGCUAGGUUCAAGAGCGCCGAAGACCAUCACACCGUAAGUCAGCAUCGACAAGACCGACAGACGACGGGCAACGGCCCGGUGAGACCGGUACCGCAAUUGGCGCAAAAAGCAAAACACCAAGUCAAAGUCCAACGGACAGCGGCUGCCAAAAAGCGAACCAUCGACGAGGUUAAAUGCGAAACAGAAAGUCCCUUUGUGGAUCCUUUGCGAGAGGCUGGGGUGGAAAGCGACACGGAUUCCGGUAGUUCGAAACGGAUCAGGACCGCUUUCACCAGCAAUCAACUGCUAGAACUGGAACGGGAGUUCUCCAGCAACAUGUACUUGUCCCGGCUGAGGCGCAUCGAGAUCGCCAACUGUUUGCGGUUGUCCGAAAAACAAGUGAAGAUUUGGUUCCAAAACAGGCGGGUCAAGCACAAGAAAGAGGACGGACCUACGACGGCCGCGACCAACAGAUCUAUAUCGUGCUGCACUUGCCCAAAAUCAUGUCACCAAUCGCCUACCGCAUCCGGCGAAACCGGUUGUCAGCGCACCGGCGAAAGCGAUGACCGCCAUCAGCUGCUGAACCGAGACGGUGACCAUUUCGACUAG